UGUUGUAGGUUAGGGCCAAUAAUAAAAAUUCAAUGUUCAUAAGACACAAAUGCGUCCUUGUGAUUCAUUAAAUUUCACGGCUUUUGGAUUUCAACGAGAAGGAUAUAGUCGAUUAGAAUGUCCACUAACCACACUAGAGACGUAAUUAUCAUAGAUGACGAGUGUCAACAAGCUACGGAGAACAACGAGAUAGCUGCUAUUGAUUACGAGCUACAACAGAUAGAGAACGAGCUGCAGAAAUUGCAAGACCGCAAGAAAUUAUUGACACGACGGAAAGAGAAAUUGCGCGACGAUGCUCUUUUAAAGAAAAGUUUUUCCCUGUCCAAGAACAAUUGGGACAAUAAGGAUUUCGCUUGGUCCGUAAAGCUGACAGAAACGUUAAAGAACGUAUUCAAGAUAGAAGAGCUACGAGAGUUACAGUUACCGACUAUGAACGCGAUCAUGUCCAAGGAAGAUGCGAUAUUGAUCAUGCCUACGGGUGGUGGUAAGAGUUUAUGUUAUCAAUUACCGGCUGUGAUGAGUAAAGGUAUAACGGUGGUAGUUUCACCAUUGAUAUCCUUGAUGGAAGAUCAGUUGCACGGAUUGCGUAAACUUGACAUAAAGGCUAAUAUGCUGUGCGCAAAGGCUGACAAGGAAAGCGUCAAAACGACUAUGGCAGCCCUCGUGGAUAAAAGUUGUCCACUUAAACUGAUUUAUGUAACGCCGGAAUAUAUGGCAAAGUCGAAUCGCUUCAUGAAUAAACUGCAAAAGGCGUACGAGUCGGGGCAUCUAGAACGGUUUGCGAUCGACGAAGUGCACUGCUGUAGUCAAUGGGGACACGAUUUCAGACCCGAUUACAAGUUCUUGGGAGUAUUGAAAUCUAUGUUCCCUGGAAUACCGAUUCUAGGUCUCACUGCGACGGCUCCGGCUAAAAUCAUCGUAGACGUGCAGAAAAUGCUGGACAUCAGCGGUUGCCUGGUUUUACGAGCUUCAUUCAAUAGACCCAAUUUAUAUUACGAAGUUCGUCGCAAACCGGCAGAUAAGGAAACGUGUCUCGCGAUGAUAGAAAAUCUAUUGAAGAAUCGAUUUAAUGGCAAGUCGGGGAUAAUUUACACGACUACGAUUAAAGACGCGGAACAACUGACGACUGAUUUGAGAGACAGAGGUGUCAAGGUUGGAUGCUAUCACGCGAUGCUCGAAGCCAACUACCGAUCGGAAGUUUACUCCAAGUGGAUGUCGGGCAAGUAUCAAGCGGUAGUGGCAACUAUCGCUUUUGGAUUGGGUAUCGACAAACCGGAUGUGCGAUUCGUGAUUCAUCAUUGCGUUUCCAAAUCGAUGGAGAAUUUUUAUCAGGAGAGCGGUCGAGCGGGUAGAGAUGGCAAAAAGUCGGUGUGUCUUGUGCUCUAUAGAUUAGCGGACGUAUUUAAAUUGAGUACGAUGGUAUUUCAAGAUAAAGUCGGAUUGCAAAAUUUGUAUAAAGUAUUGGCGUACUGCUUAGAUCAAACGUCCUGUAGACGGAGUUGGAUAGCGACUCACUUUGAAGAAAAUUGGAAAGAGACCGACUGUGCAGAAAUGUGUGAUCAUUGUAGGAAACCUAGCGUUAGAAAGCAGAUCGACGUAGCGCAUUAUUGUAGACAAUUGUAUCAGAUUAUGACUAAAGCUGUGCAAAACGAAACACGAUUGACCGCACUGAAGCUCGUAGACGCUUGGUACGGUAAAGGUGCCUCGUCAUUGCGAGUUUCUAACGUACCCGUGCCAAAUUUUACGAGAGAAACCGCAGAGGCUAUCGUAGGGUAUUUGCUGAUAAACGGUUAUCUACAAGAGGACUUUCAUUAUUCAGCAUAUUCUACGAUAUCGUAUCUUAAACGCGGACCUAAGUCAGGGCUGGCUCUCGACAACGAUCACAAGAUACUCUUUAACUAUGAGUUUUACUAAACUGUCGUUGCAAUCGAUAGUACGGUGAUUCAUGGAAGGUAUUCGUAACAAAUGUUUAAUGUUUCAAUAUGGCAUAUAUUAUUAAAAGAUCUCUCUCUCUCUCACACACACAAUUAUACAUCACGCAUUUACAUUAUUUGGAAACCUACUACUUCAUUACAAAUACAUUAAAACAAUUAAAGCUCGGACUUAAUUGCAACAUUCUGAAUUAAGUGUGAAACGAUUGAGAUUCGUUGUAAUUUCAUAACAUAAUUGAUGUAACUUUAGCCUCGAAUAAGAAAAAGAGAGAAAGAAAUUGUGCAAGUACUUAUACGGGAGAGAAAUUGGACGAGAGAUCGAUUAAAAGUGUAAAAGCGCGAAACGCUUAACGUGUGCACGGUUACGCAAUUUUGUACGUUACGAUUAAGAAACGUGAAAACGUGAUGGUGAACAAUCGAUAAAAACAGUCUCUGCGAGACAGCCUAUGGCGAACGUAGCGAAAUGUCAGUGGGUCGGAUAGUAGGAUAGGCUGAAUAGUCGCGGUAGGUUCCGUGAUCAAAUGGAAAUAUUGAUCUAAUAGUACAAUCUAUAAGAUAAGCAGCUAGAUAAGGCGGGGUGAUAUCUGCGUUAUUUUUCGUACUAUGCACCGUUGACGAGCUACGCUAUCGAGUAUACGAGUACGCAUCAUCGAAUACGAAUAUGUGUACGUGUGUCGGAAAAUGAAAUUUAACAACUGUCAACAACACGACGCGCGCGCUAGAACGUAGUUCCAGCCAAUUCGAGCGGAUCUCGUCGAAAUCGACGUGCUUGCGCUACCUGCAGGAACGACGCGCAGGCAGCGACGACGGCGCAGCCACUGAGCGAGUAAACGCUCGAGCUGAUUGAGCAGUGCCAGCAGUAAGAAUGCUAGCCUGAACUGAGCCUUUCAGCGAUUUAGAAACAGACACGUUAACGGAUGAUGUCGAUUUUACUUUACCUAUCUCAAUUACGAGUACAUUACGAGUGCAUGACGAGUACGUUUCGGCAGUAACUCGUAACGCAAGGUAUCGCGAGGUUUCCAGAAUAUCCAUCUUUUUCACUCGAAUCAUCUGCGAAGAAGAGUGAAAAAUGGCAGAGUCUCGCAAUUCGUUAUCGUGGAAUUCGGAAGCCAACAACGCGAGACGUUUAUACCGUGACGCGGAUACGUGUUAUUGCGUAUCGUCGAGGCUCCGUACGUUCCGUACACCACGUAAUAACGGUAUGUAACGAGGCUGAGUGCUUGUGAUAAAACUGAUAACGCCGUCGCGUGCGUAUUCGCGCAUACAGUGGCGUACCGUACUCGCGUACCUACGUAUUCACGACGUACGCCACGCAGAAAGACGAGCAGUCGUCGUGCGGGACUCUGGCGCGGCGAAUCCAAUCCAUCCGGUGCUUUUAAUUACCAUUACACAAUUGCGCAGAUUAUGUUCACCCUCCGUCCUACGUCCUCUUCCACCUGGCUCCGUUCGCAACAACAAUGUCGCUCGUCGUUUCAGAAUUUUCGUCGACUCUCGCAGUGGCGAGAGAGUCGUCGUCUCUCAUCUCGCAAGUAAGCGUACGAAAACUAACGGCUCUACGUACGUAGACGUAACUGACGUAACGUAACGUAACGUAAUCGCUAAUAAACUCUCGACCAAG
Molecule: messenger RNA, 3549 nt
Organism: Mycetomoellerius zeteki
Lineage: Eukaryota; Metazoa; Arthropoda; Insecta; Hymenoptera; Formicidae
Product: ATP-dependent DNA helicase Q1
Exons: 3
Coding region: 118-1914 (598 amino acids)
Biological process (GO): double-strand break repair via homologous recombination
Cellular component (GO): chromosome; cytoplasm
Molecular function (GO): 3'-5' DNA helicase activity; ATP binding; nucleic acid binding
Source: RefSeq, a predicted model, not a curated record